Messenger RNA from Desarmillaria tabescens, 726 nucleotides. RefSeq names its product endo-beta-1,3-galactanase. The transcript is spliced from 6 exons. Gene Ontology annotation, molecular function: hydrolase activity, hydrolyzing O-glycosyl compounds. The annotation marks the transcript as partial. Lineage: Eukaryota; Fungi; Basidiomycota; Agaricomycetes; Agaricales; Physalacriaceae. The record is from RefSeq and is a predicted model, not a curated record. Gene Ontology annotation, biological process: carbohydrate metabolic process.
CCCUUCGUAGGGGCCGUGACAGUCAUACCUUCCACUUCCUUCUCCUCUUACUCAACGUUGGAGAGCUAUUGGAAUUAUCUGUAUCCUUGGGGAUCGGAUCAUAAUGGCAGUGCUCGGAUGGUCGGAAACUCGACUGUUCAUAGUAACAUCGCUGUUGCUUCAAGUACGCUUAGCCUCAUAGCAACGCCCACAUCUAAUCCUUCCCCGCCUACAAGCACAUCUAAUCCACAUCCCUCGAUUCAUUACGCCAGCGGUGCAAUCCAUGCCAAAGAGCACAUCACUGUGACUGCCGGAAACUCGUAUACGAUCUACGGCGAGUUCAGCGCUCCGACAGCAGUAGGCACAUGGCCUGCAUUUUGGUUGACGGCAGUUGAGGGUUGGCCUCCUGAAGCGGACAUUGGCGAAUGGAAAGGCACGGCUAAUAAUUGGUACAACACGUUCAACACCUCUUCGGUAGUCAAAUCGACUCUGGUGGCUUGGCCGACCGAUCUGUCUUUCCACUCACUUAAAGCGGUCCUCACUGCGGAAUCCAACGGGGAUGAUGUGAAGAUCGACUUUUACAUGGACGGUGAAUUCAAGGUCACACAGUAUGGUCAAGGGUUUGUUGGAAGCGCCUUAUAUUUGAUCAUCAAUCUGCAGAUGGAAGGCAGUUCCGGAACACCAGGUCCUACGGGGACAACGACGUACAAGAUUCGCAACGUUGAAGUAACUCGAACUGGGUCGUAG